Messenger RNA from Fusarium fujikuroi IMI 58289, 573 nucleotides. RefSeq lists its product as uncharacterized. The transcript has 2 exons. The record is from RefSeq and is a predicted model, not a curated record. NCBI's taxonomy places the organism in Eukaryota, Fungi, Ascomycota, Sordariomycetes, Hypocreales, Nectriaceae. Bases 1 to 573 code for a protein of 190 amino acids.
AUGGUCAAUUGGUUGCUCUGGAACUGGAAAGCAGGGUUCAGUGGUCGUGGCACCAGAGGUUUCAAAGUGCAUAUCGAGGUGCAGACAUACUCAGCUUUGGAACCCUUGGCUGACGGAUGUGAUAAGCAGGAAACCCUUAAAGAGUUCGACGCCUCUCGCGAAAUCGCCGCCAUGAAGGCACGCCUCGACCAACAACAGGAGGAUAUCGAAGAUAACAGCGAACUGAUCACCAUAGCCGGUGCCCAGAUUUCCGAGCUGGAGCCUGUUGUUGACAAGAUCGAGGAAGAGUUACCGAGUGUCAAGGAAAAGCUCCACGCCUACUGCAAGAAAAGGCUUGACGCGUUCUCCGAUGAGCUUGACGAUAUGGCUAGGGUCGACAGUGACAAGUGGAGCCGUAUCAACGACCGCCAGGCGAUCGCCCUCAGAGAGGAGAAGGAUGCCAACGCGCAGCUCAAGGCCGACGUGGCCAGCAUCAUGCGUCGACUUGCCGCAGUCGAGGACGUCGUCCACCCAGACAUGUGUGAGGCGGCUGAGAAGAAGCUUGGAGAAUUGGGCGUCUCAGAUACUCAGUGA